AGUUAUUUCCCUGCAGCCAAACUCUUUAGCUUUCUUGGAAUUGCACACAGGUUUUAAAAGUGGUCUCAGGGAUAAAAUACUUCCCCUCAAACUUGGCUGGUGACAUCCAAUCAAGGAGCUUCAAAAGAAAUACAAUGAAAAAGUAUGUCAUGACCAGAUGUGUCUUUGAGAGAGUGAUUGAUUCGCUGUGCUGCGGUGAUGUGGAGGGGUCCUUCAGUUAUUUUUGUGUGUUCUUUUACGGAUGUUCCCAUUGCACAGAGAGCUACAUCUGAUGUCCAGCCAUAAUUGUUCUUCAGAAGUUGGGCAGUGAGUGAUCUUUUUGGACUGCUGCAGCCUCUCAAUGAGUGAAGGUUGCCAUGGUUGAAGUGCAGCUGGAAAUGCAAUACAACUAUCCCAAGUUUCUGCUCAUUGCUUUCAGUGCCUGCACAACUGUGCUGGUUGCUGUUCACCUCUUUGCCCUUCUGAUCAGCACUUGCAUCCUCCCUAAUGUGGAAGCUGUCAGCAACAUUCAUAAUCUUAACUCUGUCAACGAGUCACCCCAUGAGCGCAUGCACUACUACAUCGAGCUAGCCUGGGGUUUCUCAACUGCGCUGGGCAUUUUACUGUUUCUCACGGAGGUGGUACUGCUUUGCUGGAUCAAGUUUCUACCAGUAGACAAAGCUGUGACGAAUGACAAAGAGACUGGUCCAGUCCAGGCAGGAAAUGGACACACUGGGUGGAAUGCAGCUUUAGCAUCCACUAUUAUUAUGGUACCUGUGGGCCUUAUUUUUGUGAUUUUCACAAUACACUUUUACCGUUCACUGGUUGGACACAAAACAGAGCGUCACAAUCAAGAGAUUGAAGAGCUGCAUAAACUGAAAGUGCAACUGGAUGGUCAUGACCGGGUCAUGCAAAUGGUUUGAAGCUGUUGAAAAUGGCAAAAAUAAAAGUUUUAAUUCUUCGACUAUCCUGGGAUCAGGGCUUCUACAGAAACUCUCAUUGCAAGUGCCACGUGGGCGCGUGUUUAUUCAGGAAUUCGGGUUUACAGCUAUGGCUUUUAGUUGUCUUAAGCGUCCAAUUUAUAAAAAAACCAAGGCUCAUGCAACUUUCUCACUGUCACCAAAUUGAGAUGUAAAACUGGAAUUCUGAGACUAUCUAAAAAUACUUCAGAUUACGUGGAUUCUACACCAACUGUUAAUGAACUGUAAUUUGAACUAAAAGGAUGCUGAUUUUUGUUUUAAGAAAAAAGCAUAAUUCCUUACAGGCCUAAAAACUGGGCUAUCACUCCAGAUUGAAACAGAUGAUGAGAUGUGGUUCAAUGCUCAGUUUUCCCCAAUACACAUGUUUUUUUUAACAGUACAAGAGUGAAUGCAGGUCAGAAAUUUGUCGUACAUGGAGAGUGAUGAUUGGGAAAAAUAAGGAAAACUGAAUAGAGGAUCCAGAAAUGUGCUUAUUGAAUAGUGUUUGGCCUGUUUGUCAAACAUGAAAACUUGUCACAGUAGAAUCUUCCCCUCCCUAUCCUAUACCAAAAUUGCUGUUAACAGUUUUUAUGAAUAUGAAAACAAAACCAGCUUUCUUUUAUUCCCAGGUUCUUGCAGGUGUAAAUGAUAUCCAAUGCUGCUCCCAACUGGUCAGAAGAGUAUUAUAAUGAAGUAGGACUGCCAAUUGAUCUCUCCUUUGCAGCAUUACUACUUUGUGCUAACACUAUCAGGAGCUCGCUGGACUGCAGGCUCAGCCAAUGCCCCUUUAUUCCAUGGCAAGGUGCACUAAUGCUGCAUUGUGAUGCGCCACAGUGCCUGCGUAUUAUUAACAAUAAGUUAUUCAUAUCCUGAGAUGAAUCAGCUUUAAGGUGAUGCCCCAGAUAAUGAUGUAUAUAUGAUGUGUAUGUAUAAUGAUGUUCAGGUUAUUGAAUUGCUCUGAUCACAGCAAUGUCAUCACUGAUGUGGAUUGAAAUGGAGACCUGUCAUCUAUUGAACUCCUUGAAGUAAACAGAGAUUGCCCAUGGCAAAAAGGGGAAAUAUUUUCUGAUGUAAAGUCCAGCUUUGAGCUAUUCGGACACUGCUUACUUAACUUGUAAUCAUGGUACCGUCCUGCACUGGGGAGCCUGGCCCUUUGCUUUACUCAGCUAAAGAUUCUCAAGACAAUGUUUUAAUGUGUCUUAAUAUAAGAAGAGCCAACUGUCACUAGCUAAAUUUGUUAAAGAUUAGAUAUUACUUAAAUUAUCUGUUACAAGAGUAGAGGUGACAUUUUCUUGUAGGAGGUUUGAAGCAAAUCUGGAGUAUUUAGAAGCUGAGCCAGUUUGAAUUACAAAUAUUGAAAUAAAUCCAAAUGUGCCCAUUUCGUACCCUGUCUGUAUCACCUGCCUUUCUUUGGAGGGUUUGAGCUGAUUAUGAAAGUUGGAGGCACCUUAUUGUUGAGUCUGACAAGGGCUAAAUAGCCUCUUCCUGUGUCCUAAUGAAACUAUUAUUGAUUUGUGCUAAGUGUUCUUUUUGAAGUGAUCCAGCAUUUAGUCUUAAAGUGUUUAACUCCUGAUGAAUCAUCCCUUUUGGAAGGGAGAGGUUUGGAUAGUCAGAGUGAUGUUUAUCUGAAAUUUUUAGGAGGAAAUUUUGGCUGUUGCAUCCAUUCUCCUCAGUCAGGGCUCAGGGGAAUAUGGAAAUCGGUCAAUUUGACUGUACACAUUGCAAAAUGGAAAUUUUGAGGGCUAUGAAUUCAGCCCUUUGCACACAUCAAACGAGACCAACUGUUGCAUGUUUGCUAUUUUGAUGUUUACUUGUACAGCUUUUACAUGCUUAUCUACAAAUGUGGCCUUUUUACUGAAACCAGUAUCCUUCAACUGCUUUGAAUCGUAACUACUUGUUUUUUUUUCGUAAAUACAUUAUUGUAGUCUGUUCCUUGGAUCAGGCAGCAUGUAAUCUUAAGCUUUCUGUGUAUGAUAUAUUGCUAACUUUAUGUUUCAUAUGUGAACACCUAAUUGUCUUAAUCUUUGAGGUCAAAAUCUUCUGUGACUUGGGUUGGAGAGCACUGUAGUUUGCCCUGUGCAUCAUUAUAUAACUUAUAGUUACAGUAGUUUGCAAGACAAGUAUAGUUGGUAUCCUGCUUCCUUCAAUUUUAUACACUGAGUUCUGGACAAAAAAAAUGCCUUUUUAAAACAAAUUUUUUCUUGUACUUUAAUUACUAUUUUCGUCUAGCAAAGCUUAUGUAUACUUUGUAUGUGGUACCUUUAUUGUUUUGCUAUCUUGAGGAUUUGUCCUGUAGCUGUUGGAGGAAUUAAAGUUACACUUCAAACGAAGUAUUGCAAAAUAAUUAUGUAGCAUCAAGAGCAUGAGAACUUUGAUUUCUGACUUAUUGUUUGGUGAGUAAAUAUUACAUAAGUCUGUAACUUUGCAGCUUGACCUCUCACAACCAGCCCAUAGUCUUUUUUUCCUCUUAUCGCCAGAUUUUUCUGGAUUAUUCAGAGUCCCCUGAGAUUUGCUGGCUAGAUGAGCAUUUCUACCCCACCCUUCAUUCUUAUCCCUUGAGAAUGCCUUGAACUGCAUCACAAUGCUAUUGGGCAAGUCGUUCUAAAAUCUUGGCCACCAACAACAAGGAAAUGGUGUCAUGUUUCCAAGUUAGCUUGGUGAGCGGUUGCAGCUGCUGAUAUUCCUUUGUCACUGCAUCCUUAUCCUUCUAGAUGGUUGUGGUCGUGUGUUUGAAGGAUGUUUUGUAAGGAGCCUUGGUGAGUUUCUGCAGUGCAUUUUGUACAUGAUGCACAUUGCUAUUGAGCAUUGAUGGAGGGAAUAUACAUUUGUGGAUAUGCUGUGAAUCAGGUAGACUGCUUUGCUUUGUUCUGGAUGGUGUCAAGCUGCUUGAGUUUUGUUGCAUUUGCACUCAUUAGGUGAGUUGGGAGAGUUCCAUCACAUUUCCCACUUAUUGCAUAUAGAAGGUGGACAGGGUUUUCGAGCCUGAUGAGUUAUUCACUGCAGGAGCCCUGGCUUCUGACCUUCUCUUACAAAUACUGUGCCUAUAUGAUUAGUCCAGUUUGGUUCCUGGUUGAUGAUAAACCCCAGGAUGUUGAUAGGUAAUGCCAUUGAAUGCCAAGGGUCAGAUAUUGUCUAGUUGGAAAUUGUUGUUGACCAGCACUUUGGAGGCGGGAAUAAUACUUACCACUUCUCAACCCAAGCCAAGAUAUUGUCCAAGUCUUGCUGCAUUUGGACAUGGACUGCUUCAGAAUCUGAGUCAUUGUGUGCACCUUCCAACACUUUUCAAUCAUCAGUCAACAUUUCUACUUCUGACCUUAUGGAGGGAAGGUCAUUGAUGAAACAGCUGAAGAUGGUUGGGCUUAGGGCACUACCCCCAAGAACUGGGUGCUUGUGGUACAUUGGUAGCAUCCCUACCUCUGAGCCUGGAGGCCUGAGUUCAAAUCCCAUCUGCUUCAACGGUGUGUAAUUGAAAGUAUCUACCCUCAGGAGCUCCUGCAAAGAUGUCCUGAAGUUGAUAUGAUUGAUCUACCAAAAACCACGAUCAUUGUCCUUUAUGCUGAAUAUGACAGCAGCUAGCAGGAGUUUUGAUUUCCAUUGAGCCUAGUUUUGCUAGGGCUCCUUAGAGUCAUACAAUAGAAAAGAAACCUAUCGAGUCUGCAUCGAUCUAUCUACUUAAAUUCCAUUUUCAAGUACUUGACCAAUAACCUUGAGUGUUAUAACAUUUCAAGUUCUCAUGCACAUGUUAAAGAUUGUGAGAUUACAUGCCUCUACUGCCCCCUCAAGUACAUCAUUCGAGAUUUCCACCACCCUCUAUGUGAAAACCAGGCAGCAUUGUAGGGAGAUGCCGAUCAUCAUUGAUAGCAUAAAAUUACAAAGAGAUACUGCUAGCCUAGGGAAAUGGGUGAAACUGUGGCAGAUAGAGUUCAAUGUAAGCAAGUAUGAGGCUAUCCAUUUUGGAGCAAAAAAUCAGUGUACUUUCUAGAUGAAAUGAAGUUAAAUAAUGGAUGAUCAGAGAGACUUGGGAGUGCAUAGAUCUUUAAAAGGCCACAGUCAGGUGCAGAAAAUAACCAAGAAAGCUCAGGGAAUGCGGACCUUUCAUAUCUAUUGGACUGGAUUAUGAGGAUGCAGAUGUUAUUGUUGCACUUAUGCAAAAUCCUGGUUAAACCCCACUUGAAAGCACUGAAAGUGCUGUGAGCAGAUCUGGCUACUACACGCCAUAGGAAGGAUUAUAUUGGUCUUGGAGCACAACAUAGUUUUACAAGAAUGGUACAUUGACUUAAAGGGUUAGGUUACGGAGAGAUUAUACAAAUUGGGCCAGUAUGCUCCAGAGUUUAGAAAGUUAAGGGGUGACAUAGAACAUAGAACAGUACAGCACAGAACAGGCCCUUCAGCCCACGAAGUUGUGCCGACCAUUGAUCCUCUUGUAUGCACCCUCAAAUUUCUGUGACCAUAUGCAUGUCCAGCAGUCUCUUAAAUGUCCCCAAUGACCUUGCUUCCACAACU
Molecule: messenger RNA, 5441 nt
Organism: Stegostoma tigrinum
Lineage: Eukaryota; Metazoa; Chordata; Chondrichthyes; Orectolobiformes; Stegostomatidae
Gene: orai2
Product: ORAI calcium release-activated calcium modulator 2
Exons: 2
Coding region: 357-902 (181 amino acids)
Biological process (GO): store-operated calcium entry
Cellular component (GO): membrane
Molecular function (GO): store-operated calcium channel activity
Source: RefSeq, a predicted model, not a curated record